AUGUAUAUGGAAGAGAAACCAUAUAAACGCAGAAAGUGUGGCAAAUCUUUUAAAUGGCUGACAUGUAUUGAAGAGCAUCACAGUAUCCACUCUGGAGAGAAACAUUACAAAUAUAUGGAAUGUGACAAAUCUAUCACAUUUGUGUCAAGUUUUAGAAGACAUCAGAAAAUUCAUACUGGAGAGAAACCCUCCAAAUGCCAAAAGCAUGGCAAGUCCUUUAAGUCAGGGUCAGAUAUUACAGACCAUCACAGGAUCCAUUUUUGUGUGAAACAUUACAAAUGUAGGGAAUGUAACAAAUCCUUUGUCUUUUGCUCAUAUUUUAAGUCACAUCAGAGAAUUCAUACUGGAGAGAAACCCUACAGAUGUAAGGAAUGUGACAAAUCCUUUGCUUGGUUCUGCAGCCUUAAGUCACAGAAGAGAAUUCAUAGUGAAGAGAAACCUUACAAAUGUAAAGAGUGCAAGUCCUUUAAGUGGUUGUCAAAUAUUGAAAAGCAUCACAGAGUCCAUAUUGGAGAGAACCUUUACUAA
Molecule: messenger RNA, 528 nt
Organism: Nannospalax galili (Upper Galilee mountains blind mole rat)
Lineage: Eukaryota; Metazoa; Chordata; Mammalia; Rodentia; Spalacidae
Product: zinc finger protein 679-like
Exons: 1
Coding region: 1-528 (175 amino acids)
Biological process (GO): regulation of transcription by RNA polymerase II
Molecular function (GO): RNA polymerase II cis-regulatory region sequence-specific DNA binding; DNA-binding transcription factor activity, RNA polymerase II-specific
Source: RefSeq, a predicted model, not a curated record